AUGUCACCUGUGUACGGCAUCAAUCGAACCAGCUUUGACUUUAUUGUCGUUGGCGGCGGUCAAUCCGGUCUCGUCGUGGCAUCUAGGCUGAGCGAGGAUGUCGAUAAAACAGUUGUUGUCAUUGAGGCGGGCUCGGACCGUCAGGGCGACACAAGAAUCGACACGCCUGGAUUGAUGACCACGCUAUAUGAUGAUCCGGAUUAUGACUGGAAGCACAUGACCGUUCCCCAAAGCAAUGUGAACAACAGACAGAUUUCUUGGCCCAGGGGUAAGGUCCUGGGCGGAACAUCAGCAAUGAACUUCUCCGCCCUUGUUUAUCCAGCCAAGAGCGAUUUUGACAACUGGGCGACUCUGGUAGGAGACCAAGGGUGGAACAGUCAAGGCAUGGCCUCGUAUCUCAAAAGAUUUCACAACUACCAAGCACCAAAUCCAGAGCUCAAGAAGCGCAUGAUGAUGCAUUGGGUAGACGAAGAGGCGCAAGGUUACGAUGGGCCUCUGCCGGCAUCCUUUACCAAUGAAUUAGGCGCCUUCAAUGAGGCAUGGAUGAGAACUUUUGCGGAGUUGGGAUUGAACCUGCCUGGCGACCCCAUUUCUGGUGACAAGCAAGGAGCAUUCCAAAAUCCGCUGUCCAUCGAAAAUGGAGUCCGAGAAUAUUCGGCUUCAGCCUAUUACAACGCCAAAGUUGCUCAGCGGCCAAAUCUGACUGUCAUCACCAAUGCGCUUGUUGAGAGGAUCGUCCUGGAGGAAGGGAAGGAUGCCUCGGGCCUGGUGUCUGCGAAGGGUGUGCAAUUGGUCGACGCGAGUGGAGAGAGGCAGAUAGUCCAAGCUAACAAAGAGGUCAUUGUCGCUUGUGGAGCGAUCAAGUCACCACAGCUCCUCGAACUGUCCGGAAUCGGCGCAAAGCACAUUCUGUCAAACCACGGCAUCGAAGCCGUUAUCAACAAUGCCCACGUUGGUGAGAAUCUUCAAGACCACGUGCUCACCAGUAUCAGCUUUGAGGUGGCAGAUGACCAGAUUUCCGGAGACAUCAUGAGGGACUCAAACAUUGUCGAGUCCGUGGUGAAACUCUACCAGGACACUCGAACAGGGCCCCUCAGUGGAACCCCUCUCAGCUUUGCGUACACUCCACUUGUCAGCAGCUCCGGAAUUAUACCUCAAGCGGACGUGGAAACCCUACUGCGAAGAAGCCUUGACGGUGUCUCCUACUUCACGGCCAACCAGGAUUUGGAGAAACAGUACAAGCUGUUGCGGAGGCAACUUCUUGAUUCCCGCGAAUCCAGCAUCGAGUUUAUGUACAUUCCGCUGCAGCUAAACGAAAACCCUUCGAGCGCACCGACAGAUAUGACCAAGCUCUUCAGCAAAUCUCAUGAUGGAAACUACAUCACUUUGGUCACCAUGCUCAUGCAUCCAUUUUCUAGAGGAGAGACCCACAUAACUUCAGGCGAUCCUAAAGAGCAGCCACGCUUAGAUCCACAGUACUUGUCGCAUCCAAUCGACAUAGAGAUGCUCGCCAGGGCCUUGCUGUUCGUGAAGAAGAUAGCCAAGACGAACCCACUCGCGCUCAUGCUGAAGCCUAAUGGGCGCCGAAUACCUCCUGUGAGAGAAGAGUCUCCUGAGAGCCUUGGGGAAACGUCAUCGGUUCUGGUCGACGACGAUCUAGAAGACGCGAAACGAAUCGUUCGCGAAAGGCUUUUCACGGCGUUCCACCCAUCGGGAACCUGUGCCAUGUUUUCUCGAGACCAAGGGGGGGUUGUUGACAGCCGCCUGCGCGUACAUGGGUCGGCGAACAUCCGCGUGGUGGAUGCCAGUAUUUUUCCUAUUGAGCCACUUGGCCAUUUACAAUCUACAGUCUAUGCUGUGGCUGAAAAGGCUGCCGAUCUGAUCAAAGCAGACUGGACCAGAUCUAUGGGUGGAGGGAAAUAA
This is a messenger RNA of Diaporthe amygdali, 1923 nucleotides long. RefSeq names its product ryl-alcohol dehydrogenase protein. Gene Ontology annotation, molecular function: flavin adenine dinucleotide binding; oxidoreductase activity, acting on CH-OH group of donors. The transcript is spliced from 3 exons. NCBI's taxonomy places the organism in Eukaryota, Fungi, Ascomycota, Sordariomycetes, Diaporthales, Diaporthaceae. The record is from RefSeq and is a predicted model, not a curated record. Bases 1 to 1923 code for a protein of 640 amino acids.